AUGACUACCUAUGAGCUGCUCUAUGGUAGAAAGUGUCGAUCCCCAAUUCAUUGGGAUGAAACAAGAGAAUGGAAAUACCUAGGCCCUGAGUUGGUCCAAAAAACAAAUGAGGCAAUAGAUAAGAAUAGAGCACGAAUGCUUACUUCGCAAAGUAGGCAAAAGAGUUAUGCAGAUCCCAAGCGUUGGGAUAUUACGUUUCAGCUGGGAGAUCAUGUCUUCCUGCGUGUAUCACCAAUGAAAGGAAUCAGGCGCUUUGGAAAGAAAGGCAAACUAAGUCCUAGAUUUAUAGGACCUUUUGAAAUACUUGAGAAGGUUGGACAAGUUGCUUAUCGGUUAGCCUUACCUCCAUCGUUAUCGACCGUGCAUAAUGUAUUUCAUGUUUCGAUGUUGAGGAAGUACGUGUCUGAUCCAAUGCAUAUACUGAGUUAUGAGGCAUUGGAAUUACAACCAGACCUGUCUUAUGAUGAACAACCAGUGCAAAUUCUGGAUAGGAAGGAAAAGGUCCUUCGAAGCAAAACCAUAGCGUUGGUUAAAGUGCUCUGGAGGAAUAGUAAAGUGGAAGAGGCCACUUGGGAGUUGGAGUCUGACAUGAGGACUCAAUAUCCAGAGUUAUUCAGUGAACUCUAUAAUCUGAAUUCUUUGUUUUUGGAUAAGUAUUAA
This is a messenger RNA of Cannabis sativa, 660 nucleotides long. RefSeq lists its product as uncharacterized. The record is from RefSeq and is a predicted model, not a curated record. Bases 1 to 660 code for a protein of 219 amino acids. Lineage: Eukaryota; Viridiplantae; Streptophyta; Magnoliopsida; Rosales; Cannabaceae. The transcript has 2 exons.